This is a messenger RNA of Trichophyton rubrum CBS 118892, 1197 nucleotides long. RefSeq lists its product as uncharacterized. The record is from RefSeq and is a predicted model, not a curated record. The transcript is spliced from 3 exons. Lineage: Eukaryota; Fungi; Ascomycota; Eurotiomycetes; Onygenales; Arthrodermataceae. Gene Ontology annotation, biological process: polyketide biosynthetic process. The coding region runs from base 1 to 1197 and encodes 398 amino acids. Gene Ontology annotation, molecular function: acyltransferase activity, transferring groups other than amino-acyl groups.
AUGCCUGCCUCUAGAUGCGCCAGCAAUCCUCUUGUGGCUCCAGGCCUAUUCAUAGUUGGCCUAGGGUCGCAAUAUCCGCCGUAUCUCCUCGACCAUGAAAAACUAACUUGCUUUGCCGGACGGUUUCACGAUAUCCGGCGCCCUGGUCUCCAAAAGCUGCUUCAAAUCAAUGCCUCGACAGGAAUUGAAACUCGUUCAUCAAUUCGGUCCUAUGAAACUGGAUUUGCCUGUGACCCCGUUCCGCCAUCGAUUGCUGACCUUGACGAGCUAUUUCGUCGGGAUGGGGUCGAUCUCGCAGUGCAAGCGUGCAUGAAAGCAAUGAAGGAAGCGGGCGUCCUUCCAGAGCAGAUAACACACACUGUCAGUGUAACGUGUACCAACCAAGGCAAUCCCGGGUAUGACCUCCUUGUGAACGAAAGGCUUGGUCUGCCGGAGAGAACAAGCCGUAUAUUACUCCACGGGGUAGGAUGUGCUGGCGGAUUGUCCAUUAUGAGAGUGGCUUCUCAGGUAGCUUGCGGAGCAACCAUGCGCGGAAGAAAAGCUUGCAUAUUAGUGUAUGCCUGCGAGCUUUGCACACCUAACGUUCGGCAUGACCUGGCAGAGGCAGAACAAUGUACAGAUCUCAGUAAAGUCAACAUAGCUGGGGCAUUGUUCUCAGACGCAGCGGCAGCGUUUAUCCUGUGCAACAAGACUGCACUGGAAGAAAGUAGUGCGAGUCCGAUUUUCGAGCUGAUUGAGUGGGACAAUGCUCUAAUACCGGACACUAUGCAACACCUCACAUGCUAUACGGAUCCAUAUGGCUUUCGGAGUGUUUUGACCAAAGAUAUCCCAACCUAUGCAAAGGGAGCGAUUGGGCCGAUGUUCCAUAAGCUGCUGCCAUCGUAUGAAGAACAAGUAUUAGCAGCAGAUAUACACUUGGGCAUAGACGAUUUCGAUUGGGCGGUGCACCCUGGCGGGAAAGCUCUGAUCGACGGGGUCCAAGAGACAAUGCAGCUGACGGAGGACCAGCUUCAAGCGAGCCGAGAAAUAUAUAGGACUCGAGGAAAUUCAUCGAGUCCAACCAUAUUAUCAGUACUCGACCGGCUGCGGACGUAUGAGAAGCAACGCGGUCAUGUUGUGGCGGCAUCGUUUGGACCCGGCAUGGCUAUUGAGAUGGUGAUGCUGAAGCGGUGCGAGGUUGCUGGUGGCGGACAAUAG